Molecule: messenger RNA, 1389 nt
Organism: Acanthisitta chloris (rifleman)
Lineage: Eukaryota; Metazoa; Chordata; Aves; Passeriformes; Acanthisittidae
Gene: PLEKHS1
Product: pleckstrin homology domain containing, family S member 1
Exons: 13
Coding region: 1-1389 (462 amino acids)
Source: RefSeq, a predicted model, not a curated record
AUGGCUUCCACAAGUAAAAGAAAUUCUGCAGUGAGAAUUCAAAAUACAUUUUGCCCUGAAGGUGGAGUCUGCAAGCACGGAUUCCUCAUCAAAUCACCACCUCUUCAGCUUUUCAGCUCACAGAAUUCCUGGAAAAGACGUCUUUUCAUCCUGUCCAAAUCCAGCAAGGGUGAUUACAUCCUGAAGUAUCUAAAAGGCCAGAAUGUAAAAGGCUCCAUAGCUGUUGAUCAAAUCAUAAGUAUUGAAGUUGGCAUAAGCAAUUCUGAAAUCAUGGAAAUGGUGAGGAAGAUGUUCAAAUGCCUUCCUGAGCAGGUGAUGUCCAUCAGUACUGGAAACAGAUGUUACUACCUCAUUGGGAACAGCAGGCAGGAAACAGAGGACUGGGUCACUCUGAUAUCUUCGGUCUGCAGGGAGGACAAAAGAGGUGGAUGCUGCCCUCAGAGCCAAGAUCUUCCAAAUCCAGCAGUCAGAAGCCGGCCCUCCUCCUUCCCACUAUUGUGGAAUUCUACAGAUAUGACCAGUUUCCCAGAAAGUCAAAGCUACCAAAAGGAGAAUGGUUCCUCUGAAGACAAGAACAGGCCUUACUCAGAUCCUGGUCCUCAUGAGGCUCAGUGUGACUCACCAAGAGGAGUUUUUCCAAGCCUGCAGGAUAAAAUGCUGGGGAGAAGUGAGGAAAAUCUGCUGCCAUCAGAUACAGAUGAAAACAUCCAAAAGGACGAAGAAGAUUAUUACCAAACUCCCAGCAAUAUUCUAGCAAAGUGCACUACUGAAGUAUCAAAGCCUGAUCCUGCAGCUGGGUCUGAUGGCCUUGUGCAAGAGAAGCCAGUGCAAAACAACCCAGUAAAGGAGGACAUUUAUAUGCCAAUGAAAUCACUUAAGUUGCUGGAUGAGAGAUGCCAGCUCAUGUGCAGACUUGAUGGGCUCCCUUCUCCCAAAUGCCAGGACAACAGUGCGCAUCCAAGAGACUUGGAAGCAAACAGAGACACAAAAUUCCCAGAAAGCAGCACCGGCCCACAGCCAGCACUCCAGAGAAGGCAAAAUUCAUUACCACUUUCAGUGGUUCAGUUGUCAAUACUGCUCAGUCAAGUUACAGAUGAGACUCAGCUACAGAAGUUGGAUAUUUUCGUACCUCUGGCUGAUAUUAACACUUACCUAAAACUUACCGAAGCAGCAGGACGAAUAUGUGUUUCACAGUGGACUGGUCCUCGCCAGCUGGGAUGUUUGUUUAGGCAUGGAGACCAUGUAGUGGCUGUGAAUGAUCUGCAGCCCCAGGGUGUGGAAGAGGCUUACUUCUUCAUCAGCAGGUCCACAAGAAAGGAGGUGAAACUUACUGUAUGUAGGAUUCCCUAUUCAGAUAUCUUCCAUGCUAAAGGCUGCUCAUGUUCCUGA